This is a messenger RNA of Fraxinus pennsylvanica, 1812 nucleotides long. The record is from the annotation of a GenBank genome assembly. Lineage: Eukaryota; Viridiplantae; Streptophyta; Magnoliopsida; Lamiales; Oleaceae.
AUGUGGGGUCGAGGAAUUGAGUUAAAUGGGUAUGUUACUGCUAGCUUAUUGACUGCAUUUAGUCGGUCAGAGGGCAUGGUUCUUGAAGGACUUCAGAUCCAUGGUUUGGUGUUCAAGAACGGUUUGUUAUAUGAUGUUUUUGUGGGUACUUCUCUUUUGCAUUUUUACGGCAUGUAUGGGCUUCUUUCUAGUGCUAGAACAGUUUUUGAGGAGAUGCCUCAUAGAAACGUGGUUUCUUGGACUUCAUUGAUGGUCGAUUAUUCAGAUGUUGGAGAUUUCUAUGAGGUUGUUAAAUUAUAUCAAAGGAUGAGAUGUGAAGGUAUUAGCUGUAAUCAGAAUACAUUUACUACAGUUAUUAGUUCUUGUGGGGCUCUUGAUGAUGAAUUUUUGGGUCAUCAAGUGCUUGGACAUGUUAUAAAGUCAGGGAUUGAGAGUAAUGUAUCUGUAGCAAAUUCUAUUAUAUCGAUGUUUGUUUUUGCCGAUAACUGGCUCUGUAAUGAGUCGCUUAGAUUCUUUCAUUUGAUGCGUCUUGAGCAUGGAGAGAUUAAUGCAACUACACUUUCAGCAGUGUUGGUAGUCUGUGGUUCUGUGGAUUACUUGAAAUGGGGUAGAGGAAUUCACAGUUUAGUAGUGAAAUUGGGAUUGGAUUCUAAUGUCUGCAUAUCAAACACUCUUCUUACUAUGUAUUUUCAGAGUGGAAGAUAUAAAGACGCCGAAAAGUUGUUCCAAAGAAUGGCAGAGAAGGAUAUGAUCUCGUGGAAUUCGAUGAUGACUGGUUAUGUUUUGGAAGGGAAAUGCUUAGAUGCCUUGAAAGUGUUGAAUGAACUGCGCCACAUGGGGAAAAUGAUGAACUUCGUGACCUUUGCAAGUGUACUGGCUGCUUGCUCUAAUGCUGAAUUUCUUGUUGAAGGCAGGAUCAUGCAUUCACUUGUAACCAUAUCUGGGUUUCAUCAGAAUCUGGUAGUUGGAAAUGCACUAGUUACCAUGUAUGGAAGGUGUGGCAUGAUGCAGGAAGCCAGAAAGGUAUUUCAGAUGAUGCCUGAGAAAGAGUUGGUUACAUGGAAUGCACUGAUUGGUGGAUAUUCAGAGAACCAAGAAUGUGAUGAGGCAUUGGAAACUUUUAAAUUGCUGCGACAAAAUGGCGAAUCUCCAAACUACAUUACCCUGAUAAAUGUUCUUGGAUCCUUUUCAGAUCCAGGCAACCUACUGAAGUGCGGAAUGCCCUUGCAUGCUCAUAUUAUACUGACUGGAUUUGAAACAGAUGAAUAUGUAAAGAACUCCCUUAUCACAAUGUAUGCUGAUUGUGGUGAUCUUAAUUCAAGUAACCAUAUGUUUUAUGGAUUACUUAAUAAAACGCAUGUAACUUGGAAUGCCAUGGUUGCUGCAAACGCUCAGCAUGGCCAAUGGGAGGAGGCUCUAAAACUUCUUCUAGAUAUGCAGAGAACUGAGUUGAAUUUCGAUCAAUUCAGUCUUUCUGCAGGCCUUGCUGCUUCAGCAAAUUUGGGUAUCUUGGAGGAUGGCCAGCACCUUCAUAGUUUGGCUAUUAAACUUGGAUUUGACGGUUAUCACUAUGUGAAAAAUGCUACAAUGGACAUGUAUGGAAAGUGUGGAGAAAUGAAUGAUCUGCUAAAAAUGCUUCCAGAACCGAGAAAGCGAUCAAGAUUAUCGUGGAACAUAUUAUUAUCAUCUUUCGCCAGACAUGGAUACUUUCAGAGGGCAAGGGAAAUUUUUCAUGAAAUGCUAGAGCAGGGGCGUGCUAAGCCCUUUAGGCCAUCAACGAGCUUUGAUGAUAGCUUUGUACAGUUUGAAUGA